AAAAAAGCCGGAGUCUUUGUUUCUUCUUUACCAAAGCCCCUUCUACUCGUGAAUUUCUUUCGAUGGAAGUCCGGCAAAUCUAACCCGUUUUAUGUUCCCUUUUUCUCAAUCAUGGACUUUCCUAGCCCGCCUUCAAUGCGGGUUUUGACCCGCCCACCUCCUUCGCCCGUACCCACUUCUUCGAAUCCGCCCCCUCCGUUACCACCUUCCUCUCCUUCACUUCCCAGCUCUCCCGACGGUGUCGUUGUGGUGGGUUUCAUAUCUCGGAGACCUGACAACUCUUUCCAGCUCAUUAACAGAGUUGUAGACUCCAACGUGUUCGGGUCAGGUCAAAUGGACCGGGUUUUGUCUCUUGACAACGAUGAACAAAAGGAUUGGUUCAAGCAUAGGAGGAUUAGUUACUAUCAUGAAGAAGAUAAAGGGAUUUUGUUCUUGCAGUUUUCUUCAAAUGGAUGCCCGGUUUUUGAUGGGUCAAUGGCUUCCGGGUCAGAUUUUGAUGGGGUUUUAGAGGAACGGGAGUUCGGGGAUCUUCAAGGAUUGCUUUUUAUGUUUUCUGUGUGCCAUUUAAUCAUAUACAUUCAGGAGGGAUCUUGCUUCAAUACUCAAAAUCUGAAAAAAUUUCGGGUGUUGCAAGCUGCUAAGCAUGCAUUAAUACCAUAUGUAAAAUCUCGAACAUCACCAUUGCCAUCAAGGCCUCAUUCUUCGUCGUCUUCUCGCACUUCAGCAACACCAACUGCUGCCAACACUUCUCCAGGUAGAACUGGUGGCAUGUUGGGUCGCAAUGCUGCAGCUAUCUCUCUCAUGUUAGGUGUAGGUUCCUAUACGUCUUUGUUCCCAGGCCAGUGUACCCCGGUGAUGCUAUUUGUUUUCAUUGAUGAUUUCUCUGAUGUACCAAAUUCUAAUGCUAAUAACAUCGAGGAGUCAGUAAAGGCAUCCUCACUUAAUCAUUCUUCUAAUUCAAGCAGUUUAGCAAAGCCAGCCUUGCCCACAAAAGGUUCUGCUUCUGUAGUAGUGUUGGCACGUCCUGCAAGUAAAUCUGAAGGUGGUUUCCGGAAGAAACUGCAGUCAUCCCUUGAGGCACAGAUUCGGUUUUUAAUUAAGAAAUGCCGAACACUAUUGGGUUCAGAAGGCAGCCACAGUGGGUCAAGAAGUGCGAGUGUUUCAAAUUUAGCCCCUCUGUUUUCGCUUGAUGCAUCCAGGGCUGUUGUGCUGCUGGACAAGUCAACAACUAAGAAAGGGGAAUCUCUGGAGUUUGCCACUGGUCUUGUGGAAGAUGUUUUGAAUGGAAAAGCAACUUCAGAUUCCUUUUUGCUCGAAACUCAUAGUCAGAGUUCAAACAAAGAAGAUCUAUCAUCUUUGAAGGAAUUUAUCUACAGGCAGUCAGAUAUUUUGAGGGGAAGAGGGGGAUUGACUAACACCAAUAGUGGCCCUGCUGCUGGUGUUGGUAUGGUGGCCAUUGCUGCCGCCGCCGCCGCUGCCUCAACUGCCUCUGCGAAGACGUUGACUACGCCUGAACUCCCAACUUUAGAUAUAUGGCUGUCUUCUAGUCGGCUUAUUUUGAAUGGACUACUAUCUGCAAAGCGUGGUUGUAUAGAUGAAACUGAAAUUGGUAAAAGAAAACCUCGUCGAAGUACUACUUCUGACGAGGGUGAAGGGGUUGCUUCUAGAAGCAGCGACUCUCUAGAUAUUGCAGUAUCUUGGUUGGAAAGUGGGAAAGGGCUUAACACAAAGUUCUCUAGUUUGUGGUGUGAAAGGGCCCUUCCAGCUGCAAAAGAGAUUUAUUUGAAAGACUUGCCUGCUUGUUAUCCCACAUCACAGCAUGAAGCUCAUUUGGAAAAGGCUCUGCAUGCUUUUCACUCUAUGGUCAGGGGACCUGCAGUGGAACUGCUUGCAAAGAAGCUGGAGGAAGAUUGCACCUCAAUGUGGAAAUCUGGAAGACAACGUUGUGAUGCUGUUAGUUUGACUGGAAAACCAUGUUUGCACCAAAGACAUGAUGUUGAGGCAGGUGAGUUGCCUUCAGGAGCUUUGAUGAAACCUCAUUCAAGUGGAUAUGUCUUUCUUCAUGCUUGUGCUUGUGGUCGGACGCGGCGAUUGCUAUCUGACCCUUUCGAUUUUGAAUCGGCGAACAUUUCCUUCAAUUCCUUUCCUGAAUGUGACAAGCUUCUGUCAGCGCUCCAACUACCAGAAGUAAGCAGCCAAGGACCAAUUCAACCAUCUUCCUGGAGUUUGAUUCGUAUUGGCAGUGCAAGGUACUAUGAACCUUCUAAAGGCUUACUUCAGAGUGGGUUCAGUACCGGUGAGAAGUUUCUUUUAAAGUGGAAAAUAGUUUUAGAGAAACAGAAAACCCCAAAUGGCUUAUCAACAAGAUCUACACAACUUGGUUCUGUGGGUAGGUCCAGUAGAGAUCCUAAGGCUGAGACUAAUGCUGAUGUUCAAUUGAAGAAGGCUAAUUCCACAGAGGUCUGCUCUGGAGAAAGAGAGAAUGUUGUUGAAAAUCCAAAAAAAACCUGGGAUAUCAGCAAGUUAAAUGGUAACAAGAUCAGUUUUGGUAGAGGCCUUCCCAAUUUCAUGAUGAAAAAACCUUUUUCGGAAGUUGUUGCUGGAUCAGCAGCUGCAGAUUCAGGAUUCCCUCCUCUUCAGCAGAGGAAACAGCCUUUAUCAGGGAUAGAAAAAGGAACAAAGAAACAUAAGGCAAGUGCUCUCAGUUUGGAAGGGGCUCAUUCAACUGUUGAUCAAGGAUCUCAAAAACCCAUACAGAUGUCAUCUGUUACUCCAAACUUGAAUCAAGUAAUUUCUGAUGCUAGCGCUGAUAGUGAUCCUUUUGUACGAAUUGGCAGUAAUUUUGUUCCUGUGAAUAUGAGCAAUGAUGAAAAGGCAAAACUGAACUCUAAGAUGAAGCAUGUGAUGGCAUAUGUUGGUUUUGAGCAUGAGUGCCCUCAUGGCCACCGUUUCUUAUUGAACCCAGAGCAUCUCAACCAACUUCAGCCCCCAUAUUCAUUGUUUGAAGAAUGCUCUGUGGAAGCUUCAGACCUCACAUCAGCAGAUUCUUCAACAGUGGGCAAGAACAAUGGGCAGGGUAAAGUUCAUCGGAAUACAAAUGGUAUUAAAGUUGCUUCUGUAAAUAAGGUGAAAAACAAGGAUGAGGCAAAAAAGGUGGUGGGAAAUAGUAACGUCAUCAAAGAUGGGCUGCCGCUACUUCCUAUGCGUGAAGAGCAUAAUCAAACAUCUAAGAAUGUAGCAGAUCUGCCUGUCGCUGUAAGAGACCUUGAAAAAGGCUUCCAUUCUGUUAGCCUCGAUGAUGAUGGAUCCUCUUUCUCCAUGGUAAAUAGAGAUUUACCAAUAUACCUGAAGUGUCCACACUGCAGGUCUAUCAGGAAUAAAAAAGAACCGUCAAAGGUUAAGUUUGCAAGCACAAUAUCGCAGCUUCAGAGAAUUUUUCUGGUCACACCUCCCUUUCCUGUUGUUUUGGCAGCUUGUCCAGUUAUACAGUUCAAGGCAUCUUGCUUACCCUCAUCGGUUCCAGACCGCGAACAAAAGUUGCAGUUCAGCCUUGGAUGUAAAGUGAUCUUACCACCAGAGAGUUUUCUUGUACUGAGACUGCCAUUUAUAUAUGGUGUACAAGUGGAUGAUAAAAGUGUGCAUUCUCUGAACCCAUCUGAAGAUAAACCUGAAGAUACUGGUUGGAUUGUUAGGGGCACAGCUUUGCAACUUAUGUCCAAAGGAAUUGGUCUGAAUGAGGGGUUUUACAAAUAGUUGAAGUCGCGGAACCUAGAAUGUCUAAAAUCGAUAUUUGCAAACAAUGAUGAAUCUGCAGAGGCCGAGUUGUGUGACCACCUCCUUCUAGACUCAGAGCAGUGAUAUUCAUGCAUUUGGUAAUUAGUGAUGUUGAUAAGAAAGCAGAGGUAAAUUGCUAAUGUUUAGUCAUUCUCAGGUGGCUGGUGCUCUCAAGUGGGGCUUCGUGGUGAUGUGUAUGUUCUCUAUGCCCUGACUUACCUUCUUUUGCCUAUACUCUAAAAGAUGAUGGUUAUUGCAGCUUGUGGAUUGACUGGAGUGGGCU
This is a messenger RNA of Hibiscus syriacus, 4057 nucleotides long. RefSeq lists its product as uncharacterized. The coding region runs from base 112 to 3753 and encodes 1213 amino acids. NCBI's taxonomy places the organism in Eukaryota, Viridiplantae, Streptophyta, Magnoliopsida, Malvales, Malvaceae. The record is from RefSeq and is a predicted model, not a curated record. Gene Ontology annotation, biological process: nuclear-transcribed mRNA catabolic process, nonsense-mediated decay. The transcript has 8 exons.